AUGGCGGACCCAAGAAUGGAACGUAUGGAGCAGCAAAUCUCUAACUUGCAGAAGAUGCUAGAAAGCUUCAUGAAAACUUCGACAGAGCAGACAAAGAAAUUGGCGGAAAAAAUAGACGAUGGGCGAAGCAAAGGGAAGAGUGAGUCAGGAGAAAAUUCCACAGCCAAAAGUCGUGGGAAAAAUUCCUCUUCCAGUUCAAUUGUGUCGAAAAUAGCUAAACUGGAUUUUCCUAAAUACAAUGGGGAGAUUGACCCCACAAGCUGGAUCUGUAGGGUUGAGCAAUUCUUCGAAUUUAAACAAAUAGAGGAUGAGGAGAAAUUACCUCUGGCAGCAUAUCAUCUUGAAUCAGAAGCGCAGAUGUGGUAUCAACUCUUCAAAGAAAGUGAGGAGUUUUUGACUUGGGAAUCCCUAAAGGCGGCUCUCCAUACCCGCUAUGGGCCAACAGCGUUUGAAGACCACUUCGGUGACCUCACCAAAUUACAGCAAACUGGAUCGGUGAAGGAAUAUCAACUCCAAUUCGAACAUCUACUUAGUCGAGUGGGUAAGUUAUCAACUCAACACCAACUAGGCUGCUUUGUAAGUGGAUUAAAAGGAAACUUAAGAACAGAGGUGCAAGCCGCACGACCCACCACGGUGACGGAGGCCAUUGGGUUGGCGCGAUUGUAUGAAGCAAAAUAUGAAGCGAAAAAUUGGAGUCUAAAAAAACCCCCAAAUUCAGAGGACAAACGCAUGAACCAGUGGGCAGUAACCCCCCCUCUUCCAUCUGAGAAUUUAACUCAGAGCAAGCCACCACCCACCCAACGAUUGUCCCCUGCGGAGAUGCAAGACCGAAGAGCCCAAGGAUUGUGCUUCAAUUGUGACGAAAAAUUUGUUCCCGGCCAUAGGUGCAAGAAGUUAUUUUUGAUUGAAGGCGUCUAUGCGGAUGAAGAAAAUUGGGAGGAGGUAGAUGUGUUCGAAGAAAGGAGGGCCGAAGAACCAAUAAUCUCCUUACAUGCCAACACCGGAACACCCACGUCCCAGACGAUGCGAGUAAAGGGGGCACUAGAAAGCCAUGGAUUGACGGUGUUGAUGGAUACCGGGAGCACCCACAACUUUCUCAAUGCCCGCGUGGCGGCACAGCUGGGGCUAAGUCCCACCCACACCGGAAUGCUACGGGUCACAGUGGCGAACGGCGAACGCAUGAGCUGUUCCGGUCAGUGUGCUGGGAUGCUGUUGAAGAUCCAAGGAGAGGUAUUUGUGAUUGAUUUCUUCUUGCUGCCCUUAGAUUUGUGUGAUAUUGUGUUGGGAAUGCAGUGGUUGAGAACCUUGGGUCCGAUCCUAUGGGAUUUUGAAAGAAUGUUUAUGAGGUUUACCUGGAAAGGAAGAGAAGUAGUGAUAAGAGGGAUGAGGCCACCAUUAAAUCGUGUGGUGGAGGAGAGGAGCUUGAGCAGAGAGCUGAAAAGAAAGGGAGAAGGUUGGGUUUGUCAGAUAAGGGCACAUGAGAGGGAGAACACGUAUGAAGGCUUAUUACAGUGUAUUGUAUUAGGUGCACAAAGGGGUGGGCCGAGUUCUACUGAAACACAAUUGGGCCUGGUAUUAAAAGAAUUUCCAGAAAUCUUUGAGGAACCACAAGGUCUUCCACCCAAUACAGCUCAUGAUCACAAUAUCCCACUUAAGCCAGGAAGCGGCCCAGUUAAUGUGCGGCCUUAUAGAUAUCCUCAUUACCAGAAAAGUGAAAUUGAGAAAAUUGUCAUGGGAUUGCUACAGUCAAGGGUGGUCAGGCCAAGUACAAGUCCUUAUUCCUCGCCAGUGUUGCUAGUAAAAAACCGUGAUGGGUCAUGGAGGCUAUGUGUGGACUACCGAGCACUCAACCAAGUAACAAUCAAAGAUAAAUUUCCCAUCCCAGUGAUUGACGAACUCCUCGACGAACUUAAUGGGGCCCACAUCUUCUCCAAGCUAGAUCUCAGAUCGGGCUACCACCAAAUCAGAAUGGCGAAGGAUGACAUUGAAAAGACUGCAUUCCGAACUCACCACGGUCACUACGAAUUUCUCGUGAUGCCGUUUGGUCUAACAAACGCACCUUCCACUUUUCAGUCUCUUAUGAACAAUAUUUUUGGGGACUUUCUACGAAGGUAUGUCUUGGUUUUCUUUGAUGACAUUUUAAUAUAUAGUAAAACAUAG
Molecule: messenger RNA, 2160 nt
Organism: Corylus avellana
Lineage: Eukaryota; Viridiplantae; Streptophyta; Magnoliopsida; Fagales; Betulaceae
Source: RefSeq, a predicted model, not a curated record